Puntigrus tetrazona (Sumatra barb) is the source of this 2077-nucleotide messenger RNA. It is a transcript of the gene aldh3a2a, whose product is annotated as aldehyde dehydrogenase 3 family, member A2a. Gene Ontology annotation, biological process: aldehyde metabolic process. NCBI's taxonomy places the organism in Eukaryota, Metazoa, Chordata, Actinopteri, Cypriniformes, Cyprinidae. Gene Ontology annotation, molecular function: aldehyde dehydrogenase (NAD+) activity. The transcript is spliced from 11 exons. Bases 224 to 1693 code for a protein of 489 amino acids. The record is from RefSeq and is a predicted model, not a curated record. Gene Ontology annotation, cellular component: cytoplasm.
GUCUUAGAAAACUUUGACAACAUUGCAGCUAAAAUAAUCAAAUAUAGUUUAUUUCAGUGUUCACGUAUCUGCUUAUAGACACUGCUGCUUUCAUGUUUGUUGCUUCUGUUACCUUUAAUGUAUUUGGAUUUGCUUAAGUUGUUAUUAAAUGCUUCUUUAUCUAAAUGAUCUAAAAAACAUGUACUAAAGCUUUCAGACUCGCAAUCUAGACUGACGUUACAAAAUGUCUCGGGAGCAGCUGGCAGUUCAGCAGGCCAGGAAGGCUUUCCUGACUGGAAGAUCUAAACCCCUGGACUACAGACUUAAACAACUUCAAAACCUAAAGCGAUUCAUUAAAGAAAAAACGACAGACAUCGCCAGUGCCAUGAGAGAAGACCUCCAUAAGACUGCAAAUGCAACACAGCUGUUUGAGAUCCUCGGCUUGGAGGGAGAAAUCAAUCUGGCUGUCAGCAAGCUGGCUGAGUGGGCAGCUCCUCGUCCUGUGAAUAAAAACCUUCUCACCAUUGCAGAUGAUGUGUACAUACAGCCAGAGCCUCUUGGUGUUGUGCUUAUGAUCGGGGCAUGGAACUAUCCAAUAGCAGUUACCCUGCAGCCUCUUGUGGGAGCCAUUGCUGCAGGUAACGCCGCGGUUGUGAAACCUUCAGAAGUGAGCUCUCACACAGCCAAAGUUAUGGAGCUCCUGCCUCUCUACCUGGACCCCGAGAUGUAUCAAGUGGUAACAGGAGGGGUUCCAGAGACCCAGGAGCUGCUGAAGCAGCGUUUCGACCACAUCUUCUACACCGGGAGCAGCACAGUUGGGAAACUGGUGAUGGAAGCAGCAGCUCAUCAUCUCACACCGGUGACUUUAGAACUGGGAGGAAAAAGCCCCUGUUAUGUUGACAAGAACUGUGACAUUAGAAUUGCCUGCCGCCGCAUCACUUGGGGGAAGUAUAUGAACUGUGGCCAGACCUGCAUUGCGCCUGAUUACAUCCUCUGUGAAUCCAGCCUCCAAGACAAAGUGAUUAAUGAGAUCCAGAAAUGUAUUCAGGAGUUUUAUACGAAUGACCCCAAAAGCUUUGCAGACUAUGGACGAAUCAUUAACCAGCGACAUUUUAAGAGGAUAAUGGCACUUAUAGAGGGUAGCAAAGUGGCUAUAGGAGGAGACGGUGAUGAAUCAGAGUGUUAUAUCGCUCCUACUGUUUUGAGGGAUGUGACCCCAGGAUCUAAAGUGAUGCAGGAAGAGAUCUUUGGGCCAGUUCUACCCAUCGUCAUCGUUAACGGCUUAAACGAAGCGAUUCAGUUCAUCAACGAAAGAGAAAAGCCUCUGGCGCUCUACGUUUUCUCUUCCAGUAAAAAGGUUAUUACACAGAUGAUAUCAGAGACGUCCAGCGGAGCGCUUGUAGCCAAUGAUUGCCUGGUGCAUUUUACCAUAAGCGAUUUGCCUUUUGGUGGGGUUGGGAAUAGUGGAACGGGUUGCUACCAUGGCAAAUACAGUUUCGAUCAGCUAAGCCACCUUCGCAGCUGUCUUAUUAAGAAGCUGAACAUGGAGGGCGUGAAUCAGAUGCGCUACCCGCCCCAUACAAGGGAGAAGUUACGCUGGGCCCGGGUUUUGCUCUUGAAGCAGGUUAAUCUGGCUCGCUGGCGUCAGGUCGCACAGGUCGCUAUGCUUGCUGCGCUGGCGGCCUUUGUGGUGCAGAGGUUUUUGCGACGGUGAGGACAACCUGAAGUUUGUCUCUCUGACCCAUCAUCUUGAUUUCGUGCAUACUGAAGAUGUCAAUAGAUCCAGCGCUCAUAGCACUCGCAGAAGAGCCUCUUAUGAUCUUGUACUUAUCUUUUGAAUCGGAUGAUAUAGAUUCAUGUCUUUAUUGUUACUUGGACUUGUGUUAAGAAGUCAUAAUCAAUGUAACUCACUUCAAAUUAAAACUUGAAGUGAUAAUCACAUAGUCUGAUACAGACCAUAGAACUCUUUGUAAAAAAAAUUUAAAUAAUAGCUUUAAUGAAGAAUUAUAGAAUGACGUUAAAACACAAAUAAGAGUCUAAGCACCUGAAUUAAUUUGAUGUAAUUACAGAAGUUAAUAAAGGACCCCAUGUUCUACUA